Messenger RNA from Diabrotica virgifera virgifera (western corn rootworm), 5864 nucleotides. RefSeq lists its product as uncharacterized. NCBI's taxonomy places the organism in Eukaryota, Metazoa, Arthropoda, Insecta, Coleoptera, Chrysomelidae. The record is from RefSeq and is a predicted model, not a curated record. The coding region runs from base 480 to 3401 and encodes 973 amino acids. The transcript is spliced from 14 exons. Gene Ontology annotation, molecular function: lipase activity. Gene Ontology annotation, biological process: lipid metabolic process.
UCAACCAGCCGGCUGUUGUCGACGACCAGUACCACCAAGUAGUACCGCAUUUCCUACGAAUUGUGAUAGUACGUUACAUUCGAGCAGUACAGUUCGAAAUUUGUGCGUGUCGGAGCGGAUUUUCGGUACUUCUUGACACAAGUGACGCGUCUUCGUCUAGUCGAGAGUCUGGCUGUCUGUUCCGGUGCUAUCGGUACUACUUGACAACUUGGUGCUUUACCGAACCUGUUACCACAACAUUAGUGACUUGAAGAAAUAAAAUUAAGGAAAUCCUGCCGGUUAAUUACACAAGAAAUAGUUAUUUUAGCUGCCCGUCUAACUGUCAUGAUCGAAGUAACUGGUCUAUUGAAUUAAAAUACAUUAAAGGAAUUCCUUGUGAAAUAGAGUGUUCAACGGUGCGCGAUUUUUGUGAAGUGAUGUGAAACGGUUCAAGAGUAAAACCAUCAAAUGGUCGAUAAACGAUUUUUGGUGAACGAAAAAUGGUAUCUUAUGCAAACUUCUGGGUGCUAUGUUUGUGGAUUAGUGCACUUGUGGCAGUUGUUGUGACAUUUCCGAGGGCAAACCCGGCUCUGGAAAUCCUAGACGAACUCCAUGACGCGGAGAUUUACAAAGCCGUCCUGUCGUCCAUGAACGAUUGGAAGCGAAAGCAGGAGCAGAAGAAAAUCACUAACAGGUUAAAAAGAGAAGACAUAGUUUCAGCUUGCUACAGAGAUUUAGGAUGUUUCGAAGCGUCAGGACCUUUUGGGUAUCUAGACACUGUUCCGGACAAACCGGAAGAUAUAGGUACGAAGUUUUUGAUGUAUCCCGGUAGAAGAAGAAGAAAAAGAGGCUCUCCACCUGCGGAAGUGCCGUUUGAGAAGUUAGAUGACGCGUUUGAAUGGGCCAAAGAUGGUUUUAAUGGUAGUUUACCAACGAAAGUAUUAGUUCAUGGUUUUGGAAGCGAUUGCAACUAUAUUUGGGUUUAUGAAAUUAGAAGUGCACUCAUGGCUGUGGAAGAAGUCAAUAUAAUAUGUGUGGAUUGGAGCAAUGGAGCUGCGCUACCGAACUACGUAAAAGCUUCAGCCAAUACAAGACUGGUAGGAAAACAAUUGUCCCUUCUCCUGAGGGGACUUGUAGAAAAGAAUGGACUGUCGUUGAAAAAGACUCAUAUUAUCGGCUUUAGCUUAGGAGCUCAUAUAGCCGGAUUUGCUGGAUCUGAUCUUGGAAAUUUAAGUAGAAUAACUGGAUUGGACCCCGCAGGUCCUCUUUUCGAAUCUCAGGACCCUCGAGCUCGACUGGACCAAAGUGAUGCUGAAUUCGUCGACGUAAUUCACAGUAAUGGAGAAAAUUUAAUACUCGGCGGUCUCGGAUCGUCACAGCCGAUGGGCCACGUUGAUUUCUACCCUAACGGGGGGCGAAUGCAGAAGGGAUGUAGCCAUUUGUUUGUCGGUGCCGUCAGCGAUAUUAUUUGGUCUAUAGAAGUUCCUAUCGCUGAAUUAGCUGAAACUAUAAUUUCUGAACUUACACAAAAACCUGUAAAUAGAAAUAAUUUUAAUCAAGCUUCAGCAGUAGAAGGCCGUUCGCUGUGCAACCACAGAAGGGCAUACCAUCUUUUCAUCGACUCCGUCUCGCCAAGAUGCCACUUUCCAGCGUUUCCUUGCGAAUCUUAUGAAGAUUUCAUUGACGGAAAAUGUUUCCCGUGUACCGAAGAGAGACAAUGUGGAAAUAUGGGAUAUUACGCUGAUCGAUCCAAAGGAAGAGGACAGCUUUAUUUAAUAACCAGAGAGGAAGAACCGUUUUGUGCUCAUCAGUACCACGUCAAAAUUGAAACAAGUCCAAGUCCCGUUCCUAUAAAGAGCUACGGAAAAAUACAGAUUACUUUGGUUGGUGAGUCCGCUCUAAAUGAGACGUUUAUGAUGACAAGGAAAGACGAUGAGGAGAUGCGUCUUGGAGAAUCUAUAUCCAGAAUGAUAGUUCCACACCCUAUUUUAUCGCAACCUGUUCAAAUAGAAAUACUUUACACGGCCUAUAGUGGUUGGCUUUCUUCUGGAUUAACGCAAUGGAGAAUCAACAAAGUUAUUUUAAUGGAUAGCUUUGGAAAAACGUCAUCGGUCUGCAAGAAGAGUUUGGUUUUAGAAUCCGGCAAGCCAGUACUACUUCCUUUAUAUCCAGGAGAAUGCAACAUCCCUACCACCGAUUAUGAAGCAGAAGAUAGGAUACACAUUCCAGAUGAUAAUACAACAUCAACAACAAAAAUGUCAAGUUUUAUACCAACUCAAGUUGUUAGAGAAGGUAUAAUAGAUAACAACAAUAAAUCAUCAGAAAAGGACGGCAUAUCUUUUAAAAACGCAAUGGAAUUCUUUAACAUACCUUGGACGAAUGACAGAGAAAAUUAUGUAUUAGACGAGACUGAAUCUAGUAGGGCAUUUAAUACCAGACCAGUUAAAAAUGGAUAUCAUGACGGUACUACCAAAGAAAUAGUAGAACCGAUAUUAAAACCACAUUCUAGCAAAAAUGCCAGAUCACACGAUCCCAAUAAAGAAGUAGAAAUAACCGAACCUUUGUUAGGACCUACCACAGAUAAAAACGCUGCUCUUAAAUCUGUAAGUACCACUGCAAAAGAACACGUAGAUAUUAAGACAACGACAAUUCAACCAUUAGAAGAAGAAGAUUCUUCUAUUUGGACACCGAAGAAACCACCUAAUACAAAAAAGGAACCAAAAAAGAGGCAGGAUGAAUCCAGGAUUUUAUCUGGUUUCGAUCAACCGGAAAAACCUGAAAAUCCUAUAGAAGCUAUAGUAAACACAGUGCAGUUCUUGCCUCAGAGGCUUGCCAGGAUGUUUGAGCAGGCUGAGAAAUACGCCAAAGAAACAAUACUGCCAUUGGUUAGUACAUACACUCCAAGAUUCUUAUCAGAAAUUAUAACACCGCAAGAAAGCACAAGCCAGAAAUACGUCCCAUUAAGGUACGAAGAACCUACAACGAGGCCGAUCAUAACAUCCAGGUUGUUGUCUAAUGCAGAACGAUACAGAAAUAAUAAGAAAUUUGAUCCUCCUCCUUCUUCUAUUCAACCAGAAUUCAAAACUACGGAUUUUACUACUCCGGUGACGAAUAUUCAGAAAAUAAGAAGAAAGGGUGAAGCUGAAGAGAACAGGAACAAAGACGUACAGGAACUUGUAGCCGCUGAGUCUCAACACAGGAACGCACAACAGUCAGUAACGCACCUCAAGACGACUCCGAUGCCCAAAGAGGCCAGAAGGGCACCACGGGACGACCUCAAUGUUAGUAGUGGUUCUGGUACUAUUUUAAAUAACGCUUUUGUUGCUUCUACUAAAUCACCAGAUCCCGAUGCCAUUUAUAUUAAUUUACCUGUUUACGAUAAAGAUGAAAAAAAAGUUAAAUAUAUCCCUUUAAAUCACUGAUAACAUUUGGCGAGUGGUUAACCGCAUUAGGUGAACUUAAGUAGUAUAUUUAUUUUAUUAAAAUAAGAGCUGCAUUAUUAAAUAAAAUACGAAUAUACUUUGAAAGAUUUGCAUACUAGCCCGAUCAUGGAACAAUCUGCCCUCAAAAAAAAAAAUAAAAGAAGGAUGAAAAUUUGGGAAUAAGUAGUUGAAAUUGUCUAUUAUUAUUCUCUACUUAUUCUACAUCCCCCCAUUUUACAAAAAUUAGGAAAUAAGGGUUGGUUUUUAUGAAAUAGAAUAGCAUGUAAUAAUAGACAUUUUCAGCUAAGUAUUCGCAGAUUUUAAUUCUUUCUUCAUUUUUUUUAGGUUUCUGUAAAGUUUUGUGUUCUGAUUGGGCUAUACACAUAGACAUAUUAACAAUUUACCAGUGUAAAUUAGGCCACACACAGUGCAAUAAUGUGUCACAAUGUAGUUAUUAUUUUCACAAUUUUGAACUGUCAAUAUUUUUAUUUUAUCAUUUAUUGUUUAAAAACAAUACAGUUGAUAAGAUACCCUAAGUUGCGGAGAAAGUAUUAAUAAUAAAGAUUUUUUAUUCAGUCAAUGGUGUGAGCACUGUCAGUUAAAUAGUAACGUGUGGCCUAACUUUUACACACAUACCUACUUUGGUAAAUGUAUUAUAUUUUUCAAAAUUUUGGAAUGUGUUUAAAUCGUAGAACAAUUUUACCUUUUGAUUUUAAUACAGAUUUCAAUUCUCUACAAGUAUUCUCUCAUGACUUUUGAUGUAAAUAAUUAGGGAAGCAGGAAUUCAAUAAUUUAGAUUUUACAUUGAGUUUCCUAUGGCCCGUUUUACGAUUCACCACCCGGUAUACGCCACACAAGCUAAGAAAAGACAAAGAACGUAUUAACACCGUAACGACAAGAAAAUUGGCUUACUUCCGCCAAAUUAUGCGUAGAUAAUAGUAAAUACUGACCUCCACAGUUGAUUCUACACUACAAGGCAAGAGGCUCUGUCCUCAAUGUGGGUUUCGUGUAGGGAUAAAGGAUUUCUUUAUUUGGAAAGGAUUCAUUGAGUUGUCCCUGUUUAAGAUUUUGUCCUCUUCAGGGUAUGUGUUGAAUGUAGUUAGUGAGGCAGAAAAAGCAAACAUUCCGAAAAAACUCUGGGGCAAGGUGUGAUUGGCCUGAGUGUGUGUGUUGCCAGACGGUGGUGGUUCAGCUGACUGUCAGAGAUCAGAGAAGAGGGUUUGAUGGAAUUGAUGUUGGUUCCAUAGACAAAUGUGUGUACUGUCCGUGCCCUCGACCAAGCUCCCUAGAAACCAUUGUACAAUGGACAGGCAAGCCUGCGUUCUGCGUCGGCGGUCAGGAGGUGGUUUUGAGCAUUGCGUGGACAGUGUGCGUUCAAGUGGUAGAGAAUAGUUGCGGCUAUUUUCUUAGGUCGAACAGGUAUGAAGUGCUAUGAAGUUGGGAAACCGCAAAAAACCAACUUCUCCCUGUUCGGGGUAGGGAAGAGGAGUUAGAAGAGGAGGGUACGGUAGGUUAGCGAAGUAGACUCAAGGAUUUCGUCGCAUUCUGCCGGGAGUUCGUCAAUGCAUGUUUGCAUUAGAGCGGACGGUCAAGAGGCUCUGGAGGUAGACGUACAGCUGGUUCCUAAAAAAACUGAUACGACUUUUAGUAAGAUUUGAUCAUUUUGAGCAGUGUAUGAUUGAUCUGACAUUAUAUCAUAUUUAUUAUGACAGACAAAUAAUAAAAUAAACAAACAAACAGCCAUUUUUGACGUUGAACAGAAUAAGUUAUCUGACAAAUUUUAAGAUUUGGUAGUGACAGUGACAGCAUGUAAAUAAUAAGUAUUUAUCCUUCAAAAUACACUGCUCAAUUUUCUACAAAAUACACAUUAAGAGUCGUAUCAGUUUUUUUGGAACCAGCUGUACAUAUAUACCGGCUGGCCAAUCUUAAGAAGUAGACUGGUCUAACGUCAGCUGAUCUAUUUAAAACUGCUGUGAAUAGAAUAAGAUGGUGUAAUGUGGACGCCAAUAUCACUAGAAGAUAGGCACAUUUAGAAGAAGUACAAUGUUGACGUGGUAUUUCAUGAGACUUUCUACUCAUAUAAAACCUACAUUAAUUGUUAGAUAGUAGUAAAAAACUGUGUAUUUUCUCUAUUUUCUGGUACCUAUUCGCAGUGUGCAAGUACUUGGAAGGGAUACAAGAAACGAUCGUGCUCGAAUAGUGGAGAAAUCUUGUAACCUCCUUAAAUAAUUCAUAAUGUCAAUUGAAAUUGUCAAAUUGACGUAUAUUUCAUACCUACUGUCACUGAAGAAGAAAAAUUAUAUGUUGCUUCACAAUAUUGAUAUGAUAUGAAAUUAUUAGGUAUAUAAAAGUAAAUUUAAUAAACGGUAUUUUGCUUGAAGUACUAUAUUCUAAUACAUAACCUUAAUAUUACUUUUUCUUCUUAUAUUUUUUUUUGCUAUGGCCUUGACAAGUAUCCAGCAA